This is a messenger RNA of Nicotiana tabacum (common tobacco), 860 nucleotides long. RefSeq lists its product as uncharacterized. The record is from RefSeq and is a predicted model, not a curated record. Gene Ontology annotation, cellular component: chloroplast. Lineage: Eukaryota; Viridiplantae; Streptophyta; Magnoliopsida; Solanales; Solanaceae.
AUGAGACUUGUCUCUCUCUCCAUCUGAAAAAAUAUUUGUUUCGCUCUCCAUUUGAGUCCACUCCUCAAGAAGAAGAAGAGAAGAAACUUUGGCAACGUUUGGAUAAACUGAAAAAUGGCCUCUGCUUGGCAGAUUUGUUCUCAGUACUACCACAAUAGAAUUGCUCUUUGCUCUAUAUCUCCUACUCUUCCAAUUUUUAGAAAACCAAACAGGGUACUGAAUUCAGCUACCUCAAAUACCAAGAUCAAGUUUAAAGUGAGGGCUCUAAAAGAGAAAACAGAGGAAAUUAACUCUGCCGAGGAAAUCACUAAGAAAUAUGGUCUUGAAGUUGGUCUUUGGAAGAUAUUUAGCUCAAAAGAGGAAGGAGAAGAGGAAAACAAGGAAAAGAAAUCGAAAGGGGAUCAAGCUAAAGAGCUUUUGGCAAAAUAUGGAGGAGCUUAUUUAGCAACCUCCAUUACUCUCUCCUUGAUAUCAUUUACUCUUUGUUAUGCUCUCAUUAAUGCUGGUGUUGAUGUUCAAUCCUUGCUACAGAAGGUGGGAAUUUCCACAGAUGAGACUGGGGAGAAGGUGGGAACUUUUGCAUUGGCCUAUGCUGCUCACAAAGCUGCAUCACCUAUUAGAUUUCCACCUACUGUUGCUCUAACACCAAUUGUUGCUAGUUGGAUUGGGAAAAAAGCUGAUAAAGAGUAGACUAGGUUCAUAUUGGACACUCUUACAUAAUGUAAUGUGGCCACAAUUUUGCUGCAGAUGUAAUAUAUGUUAAUAAAUAAUACAGGUUACCUUACUGGUAGCUCAUUGUUCUUUCCUACCUAUGGCAACCCUGUUGAUAAAUGCAAAACUUAGCACAGUAUAUAACCAGA